This is a messenger RNA of Nezara viridula (southern green stink bug), 1959 nucleotides long. The record is from the annotation of a GenBank genome assembly. NCBI's taxonomy places the organism in Eukaryota, Metazoa, Arthropoda, Insecta, Hemiptera, Pentatomidae.
AUGGAUAUUACAGAACAGUUAUCUGAGGAAGGAUGGAAACUAUCUCCUGAAGGCUACAAUGUUAUUACUGAAGAUGGAAAAAUUACUGAUUUAGCAGUGAUAAAAAAGAAAGCACUAGAUAUUGAUUUAAGAGAAUUAGGUGGUUGUGCGUUCCCCCCUGAAAUGAACAAAGGGAAAUAUGAAUCUGUUACUGGUAACAUGGUUGUUCAAAUACAAAAAAUCAGAAAUAUUUCGGAACCUAAAGCAAAUGAGGAAUCAAAACAUGCUCCUAGAAUGUUUAAACUAAUUCUAACUGAUGGUACUCAGAGUUGUUCUGCAUUAGAGAUGUCUCCACUUGUUGAUAUUAAUUUCAACACCCCUCCUGGUACCAAACUGAAGUUGAAGGGAGAAAUGGUUAUUAGCCACGGUCUUCUGUUACUACAUACCGAAAAUGUCGAAGUCCUAGGAGGCAGAGUUAUUGUCUUAGUUGAGAAAUGGCUUACGAACAAGAAUCUGGCCAAACAAGCCCGAGGUCGAGUUGGAGCUGAAGGAGGACCUCCACCUUGGAUACCGUUUGGUGAGAAGCUUGCUCCUUCUAACAUAGCCGAUAAAAAUUUCAAGUCCUUAGACGAUGGAUCUAAAGAUGGUAGGGAUAACGAAGAAUUUGAAGCUCAGAGACGUGAUGCUAUAGCUGAAGCAGGAAAAGCAGCUGGCUGCACAAAAAAAGUUUUUGGUGGUGGUACAAAACCACUUCUUGAUAGGAACAUCCAAGCAAUUAUGUCUCAAGGAUUCACAAUUCAGGAAGCUGAAGCUGCUCUCAAGCAAAGUAAAAAUAACAUUGACAGGGCCUUGAGGAAUCUCCAGAGAAAAAGUGGUAAAGGUCCAGAUGACAAAGAAAAGACUGAAAAAGAACCUGGUCGUGAGCGAGGUAGACGUAAAGGUAAUGAUGAAGAAAGUGGACCCAAACCAAGUGGAAGAGUCUCACUUUUCUCAUUUCUCGAAGACAAGUUGCCAUCAUUACCAGAAAAAGAUAAGAGCAAAGAAAAAGAAUGGGAAGCUCCAAAACAAAAUUAUGAAACAAAUAAUAAAUCUAAAAGUUAUCCUGGUCAAGAAAAAAAUAGGAACCGAGGAGAUAGGGGGCCACAAAAUAAUUUUAUUAUUGGAAAUGGUAUAGAUAAGAAAAAAGAUGAAAGGCAGUCGAGGUGGCAGAAUCAAACACAGAACCAAAAACCUCCUCGAUUCCAAAACCAAAAUAGAAGAUCUGAAUCUAACAAUGACCCAUUUGAUCACUUUGCUAAUAGAAAUGAUCAGCAACCAGGUAGACAAAAUGACAAUUAUUUUGGAAGUAAAGCUAGUCCACCUCAAUACAAUGGCUACAGAAAUAAUUACAAAAUGGAUUCUAUAGGUUAUAACUUAAAUAGUGGAGGAGACUAUAGAAGUCAGAAUUCCAACUAUUUCAAACCAGCAGGAAUGCCAGAUAUUCCAGAAUUCCCAUAUAAAGAUUCUGCGUUCAUUCCGCCUUUGUUGCCACCUUCUUCAAAUCAGUUCAUGAAUUCUUCAAAAAAUAAUGUUAAUCACAACACAACUCAAAAACCAGAAAGUGCAGGAAAGUAUAGAUGGAAAGUUGGAGAUAAGUGUAUGGCCAAAUAUUGGGAAGACAAUGUUUACUAUAAUGCUGAAGUUACAGGUAUUUCAAAGAAAACCUGUGUAGUGAGGUUUCUAGAAUAUGGUAAUUUUGAAGAAGUUCUUCAAGAUGAUUGCCUACCGAUCACUGAGGAACCUCUAGAAAAUAUUAACUUGCAAAAUAAUGAUCAUCAAGGUUUUAAUAAUAGCAACAGGAAUAAUCACUUCUCAGGGUCGAUAGAAUUCCGAAGAGGAGGAACAAGGCCUUAUAUAAAGCCUGAGUCAGCAGCUGGUCGAAAGCAGAGGUACUCGCAACCCGUAUACGUACCCCCUGCAAGUAGGCGAGAGGCCAAGUAG